This is a messenger RNA of Penaeus monodon (black tiger shrimp), 1974 nucleotides long. Its product is annotated as nephrin-like. NCBI's taxonomy places the organism in Eukaryota, Metazoa, Arthropoda, Malacostraca, Decapoda, Penaeidae. The coding region runs from base 1 to 1974 and encodes 657 amino acids. The transcript is spliced from 11 exons. Gene Ontology annotation, cellular component: cell-cell junction. Gene Ontology annotation, molecular function: cell adhesion molecule binding. Gene Ontology annotation, biological process: cell-cell adhesion. The record is from RefSeq and is a predicted model, not a curated record.
AUGGGAUUCGUCCGUGAUGUGCCCGGUUACCCCAGGUACAGGUAUGCAGGCGACGGUGCCAAGGGUGAACAUCACCUUGUCAUCAAAGGCGUGACACUCCAGGACGACGGCGAGUACCAAUGCCAAGUAGGACCCACAUCCAAUGCGUCAGCCAUUUGGGUGGCGGCGAACCUGACAGUAUUGGUCUCGCCGGGCAGCAUCAGCAUCGGAGGGCUUGGCGACGGCGAGAAGCUGGAGGUAAAAGCAGGACAGAGGCUGACGCUGGACUGCGUCGUGAGGGACGCUCGACCUGCGCCCUCCGUCACCUGGUACAGAAGUGGCCUUAGGCUUGACUCUGCUCUACACGAGGAGAAGGUGUUCCGAUCCUCGCAAGGGAGACGGUGGAGUGUGAGGAGCUCCCUGAGGCUUAUGCCGAGUAGUGAGGACGACGAGAGGCAGUACUCCUGCCGCGCCCUCCAUCCCGCGCUCGAGGGUUCGCCCACGUCGCUCGUGGCCUCCGUCGUCCUCUCCGUCUUGCCUCUACACGAGGAGAAGGUGUUCCGAUCCUCGCAAGGGAGACGGUGGAGUGUGAGGAGCUCCCUGAGGCUUAUGCCGAGCAGUGAGGACGACGAGAGGCAGUACUCCUGCCGCGCCCUCCAUCCCGCGCUCGAGGGUUCGCCCACGUCGCUCGUGGCCUCCGUCGUCCUCUCCGUCUUGCACCCUCCACGACUCCCAGAAAUCCUAGGAUACAAAACGGGAGAAGUCUUGCUGGAAGGGGAACGACGUCUUCUCACCUGUAUGGUUGACAGUGGAAAUCCACGUCCUGUUGUGGAGUGGCAGCGACAUGGGCGACCAACAGGAAUGGUUCAUGACGACCCAGGAUGGAAAGCGACCCUAACCCCUUCUGGAGGAUACUUCUACAACCACCAGGAGGGGAGCCAUAUACUCAACGUGACGCAGGAGGUGACAGCGACGCAACAGGAGGACUCUGCGGUGUAUGAAUGCCGGGUGUACAACAAACUACUGACGCAGCCACUUUCUGCCAAUGUCACCCUCACCGUGCAUUAUCCCCCAGAAGAUGUGACCCUUUAUGGACCUUUGACCGUGGCACCAGGACAGGUGUUUUCAGUCAUCUGCAUUACUUCCCCUGCCAAUCCACCCGCUGAAAUUAAUUGGAUGAUUCAAGGGAUCCAGACGAACUCAGUGCCUAUCAAGGUGACGGAAGACAUGGAAGGCGGCUGGGUGACAUCUUCCGAACUGACCUCCGAUUACAUGUCACUAGUGAACAUGAGUGAGGUCGCGCUUGCCUGUCGAUCCCAUAAUCCAGCUUCCGACUGGGUGGUGAGCGAAAGCAGAGUCAUCACUCUAACAAAACCACCUGGACGACCUCUGCUGACGCUGGAGGAGACCGACGGCUUCGAUAACCCUGGCCUUGCGUUUGAAGAGGCGAGCAGAGAUGAGGGGAUGGGGAAAGAAGAGGACGAAAAGGAAGAAGAGCAGGAUGCGGUCAAGGAAGGGCCUGAAAGCAUGUUGGUGAUGAGGGCAGUGGCAGGUCGGGCGCUGAGGGUUGAGUGUAGUAGCGAAGGAGGGAACCCGGCGCCAGACAUCACGUUGUAUAUGAACCGAGAAAAGAUUUUUGCCAACCUCACACAAACUGGGAAGAUCACGAAAGCUCAGUCACAGAUUGAAGUGAAAUCGACCGACAAAGAUUCGGAGGUUGUGUGCGAGGUUGCUAACCCCGCCACGACAACGCCGCUCAGAGCUCGCAUUACACUUGUAGUGCUGUUCCCACCUUUGGAGGCACACGGCUGGGUGACCCCCGACACGGUGGAGGAGGGGUCAAAGGUCAUCCUCGUAUGCCAAACUUCUUUGUCCUUUCCGGCCUCAAACAUAACAUGGCAUUCGAAGGGCGAUGAGAUUGGCUCUGGUCUUGUCGUUCGGUCUCAGGCUGCUAAUGGAGGCACUGUUACACGGUACGAUAGUCAUAUGGUCUAA